This is a messenger RNA of Sugiyamaella lignohabitans, 3720 nucleotides long. RefSeq names its product cohesin subunit SMC1 (gene SMC1). NCBI's taxonomy places the organism in Eukaryota, Fungi, Ascomycota, Dipodascomycetes, Dipodascales, Trichomonascaceae. The coding region runs from base 1 to 3720 and encodes 1239 amino acids. Gene Ontology annotation, cellular component: chromosome; cohesin complex; nucleus. The record is from RefSeq and is a predicted model, not a curated record. Gene Ontology annotation, molecular function: ATP hydrolysis activity; ATP binding; protein binding. The transcript has a single exon. Gene Ontology annotation, biological process: sister chromatid cohesion.
AUGGCGCCGACCCGCGCUCAUGCCAUGUCAAACUGGUUUAUGAACGAGCUCCUAAUGAUAUCCUCGAGCUCAAACGAACGUAAGUGGGCUUUUGGGAGUUUGCCUUCGGCGGCUGGGGCGCUGCCCCAGACCCCGUUUUGUGCUCGCUCCGCGAGCUUUGGUCAGAAGAGUUCUAACAGAUCUAGGGUUCGUGGUACAGGAUCCGGCCGAAGAAGACAGUCUUCGGCUGCUGCCUCCAACACUGGUACCAGUGAGUAUUUCAUUAAUGACAAACGGGUGGCCGAAAAAGAAUACCAAGAUACCCUGGCGGCUGAGAAUAUCAUUGUCAAGGCAAAGAAUUUCUUAGUGUUUCAAGGAGAUGUUGAAAAGACGGCCGCUAUGAAACCGUCGGAUUUGGCGACUUUGAUUGAAAGAGUGUCUGGCUCUAUUGAAUUCCAGAAAGAAUACGACGAGCUUCAGAAAGAGCUCGAGGUCAAGGGUAGAGAGUCCAUUGUUGCUUAUCAGAAGCGUAAAGAAUACAAUGCUGAGGUCAAGCAAUAUCAGACCCAGACGACAGAAGUCGAGAACUACAACAAGAAGAUUGAGGAACGAGAUAAUCUUAAGACAAAUCUGAUUCUCUGGAAACUGUAUCAUAUCGAACGAGAUAUUUCUAGCAAGAAAGAGCAGAUUAAAGCGUUUGAUGAGGAAAUACAGCAGAAAAUGGAUGCUCUUACAGAAGCCGAGGAGAUUCUUGCCAAUGCUAAUAGUGCUUAUGCCACUGCUAAUAAUCAAUAUCGCAGUUUGGAACGAAAGCAUCAUCAGUAUGUCAAGAAGAUUGAGUCGCGACAGAAAGACGUGUUGCCAAUUAAUGAAAAGAUCAAGCUCAAGAAACAUCAUGUCAAAGAAGCAGAGAGCAGACUAGCAGCCGUUCAGCACGAUUUGGAUCGCCAGAAUGGCGAGAUCGCUAUUGUUCAAAAGGGCUUUGAAGUUCUCGACAAGGCAGUCAAAAAGUUCGAAGUAGAGUCCAAACAGUCUUCGGCAUUAUCUGGACUGCGUGAUGUGUCUGAUGAGGUCAUUAAGGAGUAUGAAGCGCUCAACUCUGAUUAUAAGCUAAGGACCAGUGCCGAGCAGUCUAGAUUAGAAACGCUGUUGAGAAACAAGAGAACUAAUACCGACAAAUUGGUCAGUUUGACUAACAAGCGUGACGAAGCCAAGGCCAAAGUUGCUGCUUUACAAUCGGAAAUCGCAGAUCUAAAAUCAUCGAUUAAACAUAUUUCUGAAUCAAUCAAUGACGACAAUGAAUCGGUCGUGGCGAAGAAGUCUCAAUUGGAUAAAAUCAUUUCUGAACGGUCAGACAAGCAACGAAAUAUUUCUGAGCUCAAUUCUCAGUUGGCAACUGUAGCUAGACAACUUCUCGAUUAUAAUACCAGUGUGCGGGAGUCUGAAAAGACGAUAAAGUUGAAGGAAGAUACUGAAAGCUUGAAGCGACUGUUUCCUGGUGUCAAGGGUCUUAUCAGUGACCUGCUCGAACCAAAAGAGAGACGAUAUCAAACUGCAGUAUCGACCGUCCUGGGACGUAAUUUCGACUCGAUCGUAGUUGACAGUCAAAAGACUGCUCGCGAGUGUAUCGAGUACUUGAAGGAACAGCGUAAGGGUACUUGCUCUUUCAUUCCCCUAGACACGAUUGUUGUCACUCCAAUUCCAAGUUCAAUGCGUACGUUAGGACGUAACGUGCGACUAGCAAUUGAAACUGUCAGUUUUAAACCAGAAAUUGAACGGGCAGUUCAAUUUGUCUGCAGUAACUCACUUAUUUGUGAUAACAUUGAAGUUGCCAAAGAGAUGAAAUGGUCUAGAAAUAUUCAGGCAAUGAUGGUAUGUUUGGAUGGUUCGAUUAUUCACCGUGCUAAUAUGAUUUCCGGAGGUACAGUUGACAACCGUAAUGCCCGUAGAUGGGAGCAGAAGGAUGUCGUCGGUAUGUACAGAUUGAAAGAUAAACUGACGAAUGACUUGAGACAGUUGACGAUGAAGAAGAACGAGAAUUCUACCAAAGAAGAAUCGCUUAUCAGUGAGAUUGGUGGGCUUGAAAUGAAACUACAAGAUUCUCGUGACCGUCUGAAUACUCUUAAUAUUACUUUGGAAAGUCGACAGUCUGAAUUGCAGCACCACAAAACAGUCAGUCGUGAAGUGGUUCCAACAAUUGGCGAAACGGAAAAGACUAUUGCUGAAUAUGAUGAUGAAAUCAAUAAGAUCGAGUCUAAAGUCAAACGUACUCGUCAAUCGAUUUUCGGCGAUCUGUGUGCUCGUAUGGGAAUCAGCGAUAUUAAAGAGUUUGAGACAGCUCAGAGUAGUCAUUUGGAGCUAAUUAACAAGAAGAAUCUUGAGUUUUCUAGCCAACGUACGAGAUUACAAACGCGACUUAAUUUUGAGACCGGUCGGGCUCAACAGACUCAGAAGAGAGUUGAUAAUAUUCGUGUUGAACUCGAGCGCAAUCAAGAAGUGAUUAAACAGCUCAGGAGCGAACGAGAGGUCAUUCUGACCGAAAUCAGUCAACUUGAAGCGGAUAAGAACAGCGCCAAGGAAAAGUCGGAAGAAGCUAAAGCAGUCAUGGAAGCCAGAAAGGCUACUGCUGAAGACUAUGUUAAAGUGGUUCAUGAGAACAGAAACGAUCUUUCUCGAGCCGAAAAGAAACAAAGUGGUUUAGAAGAAGACAUUUCACGAGAUGCUGCAAAACGACUGGAUAUGCUGACCGAUUGUAAAAUCAACGGACAAACUCUGCCGUUGUUAGAAGGUUCGUUAAAUGAUAUUCCUAUGAAACGAAUGCUUAGCGAGGGUGAUGGUGAUGACCUGACUGGAAAUGACGGUGAUGGUGAUGUUUCAAUGGCCGAUGCCGUUUCAACUGGAGAUAUACCCAUGUCUCAAAUCUCCGAUACAAGUGUUUUUGGCAUCCUUGUUGAUUACAGUCGACUCGAAGAGCGGCUCAAGGAGAGUAGUGACCCUGCAAUCGAGACGGAAAUCGAAGAGGAGAUCGGGACAUUGUCGAGUCAGAUCGAUGGAAUGGUGGUUAAUGUUCGUGCUAGUGAUCAUCUGGAAGAAGCGUCGACUAAAUUCAAGGAAGCAGCUAGCGAGUCUGAACAGGCCGGUAAAACACAUCGAGCUAUCAGGAAAAAGUUCGAAGAAGUCAAACGCAAAAGGUCUACAGCGUUUAACAAAGCAUUUGACCAGAUAUCACGCAGUAUUGAUGGUAUCUAUAAAGAACUGACGCGAAACAAGUCGUUCCCCACCGGUGGAAGUGCCAAUCUAUACUGGGAGAACGAUGGUGACGACUUUGCCAAGGGUAUUAUCUAUAAUGUCCAGCCACCCAUGAAACAAUUCUGCGAAAUCGAGCAACUUUCUGGAGGAGAAAAGACCAUGGCUGCAUUAGCACUUCUGUUCGCGAUUCACCGGUUCCACCCGUCGCCAUUCUUUAUUCUAGACGAAAUUGACGCUGCUCUGGAUAACAACAACAUUGCCAGCAUCGGGCGAUAUAUCAAGCACAACGCCCGCGAGAACUUCCAGUUCAUAGUCAUCAGUCUCAAAAACGGGCUCUUCGAGAAAUCCGACGCACUUGUCGGCAUCUACCGCGACCAAGAUAUCAACAGCUCACGAGCUCUUACCCUUGACCUCCGUCAAUUUGACAACAAACCGGCACCCUCAGACACCCGGGACCGCGAUCGCACCCCUGCUGUCGCCGGAGCCGCCUAA